AUGGCGGCGAGCGGGAGAGUGGGAACAGGCCCAGGGCGUGGCUGCUACGGCUGGACGCUGGAACAAGCACCAAGCAGCGCACGCAGAGGGGGGGUGGUCACAUCAGCUUUGUACCUAUAUGGGUACCUGUACGUGUGCGAGUACCUGUACUGUGCUGCAGAACAGCACUUGCACUCACGGCGGCGCACGCCUGGGCAGGGCAGCGACAGGGCAUCGACAGGGCCCCAGGCGGGUGGAGGCCAGCACGAGGAGGUACCCGGAGCUAGAGGCUCAGGUAGCGAGGUACGAGUACUUUGCGCCUUGCACCGCGCGCAGCCAACGUUGCAGCACGAAGGCCCAAGGCUGGCAGAGGCUUCUCCAGCGCUGUUCCGGCGAUGGCCAGCAGUCGAGUUCUCCCCCGGAGACCGCCCAGCAGCGCUCCAUCCAUGCUAUUGGGCUAUUGGGCUGACCGACGAUUCCCAGCGUCCACUUCAGGGUCGAACUGAUUUCAACGGCCACUUCUGGACGAUGCUGGGUCGACAUUACGGGACCUCUUCCGGUACAUGUACAUACCUAGGACCAGACGACAAAAAGGCGGGCCAGGGCACCGCGGUACUCCGCCAGGCCAAGGAGCUCCCAGCCUAA
Molecule: messenger RNA, 624 nt
Organism: Trichoderma aggressivum f. europaeum
Lineage: Eukaryota; Fungi; Ascomycota; Sordariomycetes; Hypocreales; Hypocreaceae
Exons: 2
Coding region: 1-624 (207 amino acids)
Source: RefSeq, a predicted model, not a curated record